Rhizoctonia solani is the source of this 2781-nucleotide messenger RNA. RefSeq lists its product as uncharacterized. NCBI's taxonomy places the organism in Eukaryota, Fungi, Basidiomycota, Agaricomycetes, Cantharellales, Ceratobasidiaceae. The transcript has 14 exons. The coding region runs from base 1 to 2781 and encodes 926 amino acids. The record is from RefSeq and is a predicted model, not a curated record.
AUGACACAGCCAAUGGAGGAUAUUGCUUGGGAGGAUCUAAAGUUAAUGCUGGAUGGAAACUGUGUUCGCCCAUUUGCAUGGAGCUCGCACAAUUUGUUGUUUCUCUCGGACCCACUUUCACCGACAAUUCAUGCGAAGCACCUCCCACCGGCCGCAGAAGCAUCGCGAGCUCCCGAUGUAGCCUCGCAAACACACUUAUAUCCCUUGCGGUUUACUCUCCCGCCCCCGGCGCCCAUUAUCGAAAUGGCACACGCGUAUGGACCAGCAACCACUCUUUCGAUUUCCCCUCAAGACAAGUAUCUAUAUGCAUUCUUUCCGCCUGCCCAACCGAAUGUCUCUACCGGUGGUCUAGGAUGUGUAUGGGGUGUAGAAGAGUCACUUGACGCAUGGGUCAUCAAGGAUUUCUGGCAUCAUUCUGCUGAGGCUGGAGUGGUGGCUAUGCGCUGGCUGGGCGAAGAGCGCGAGUGGUAUGCCCAAACCGGAUCCACUCUUCGAGCAACCCGACAUCCUCCCCUUGGGCCCAAACUACACCAAAACCACCCGGCGUUCUUGGUUGUCACUGGGGAUUAUAAUCUGCACCUUUAUUUCCAGCCGUACCCUUCGGUACUGGAUAGCUCACAGCCAGCCAGUUUACAUCGAUUAUUCGCUACUCUAACCGUCAGUCUGUUAAAUCCGGCAGCCGCCGUUCAGGGGCAACAAGACCAUAUUCCAGUUCACGACACGACGCUGGGAGGAAAACGCACCUGUAUCAAAGCUGGGAUUGGCCUAGGCUAUAAUGACUGGUCCAUUUUGGUCGCGACGCGCUCCUCCUUGAUCCCUACUCAACACACGGAUAAUAGCAUAUCCAUGGCUGCAGUUAUGAACGACCUUAUGCCCGAAGAUAGCACCGGAGAACUGACACCCAUGACUUGGAUGCGUGGCGGCAUGUGGGGAGAGGAGGAUCUUAUCGAGGUGUGUGAGGUUGAAGUAGACUUGUUGUCCGACGAGCCGUGUCUGGUGACCAUACCAUUGCGUUCCAUCCCUACCCCAAAGGAGAAUGAAUCAUACCUUACACACAUAUUAGUCACUUCGCAUCCCUUGGAGGCGCUGGUUUCCUCGCAAGCCUCAGACCUCUCAGAGAUUCGCUGUUCAUUUCAAGUGGUGGCUUCUUUCUUGAUUAAUACAGAGCAUUCCCGACCAAGCUCAAAGGUCACAUCAUGGAGGAUUAACAAAUCAGCCACCGCACUAGAGAGUCGAAGCUCUUCGCCAUCGAGAAACAAAGCGAGUGGACAGGUAUCAGAUUGGAGCUGCCUCCUGAGCGCCCAAUCAACCUACGAAUCUGCAGUUGUUAGUGCUGCUCAAAUAUGGGAUGCAGCGGGUCAAAUCUUACUAUGGGAACUGGUUGUCGCGUCAAGUGUCUCCCUUGAAAGUAACCCCUCAUUCGAACCGGAGCCUAUCCUUAGACGUCAAAACAAAGCCAGCAAAGAUUUUCCUAUGUUCAUGGUUACUUCGCCCCAUCGAACGCUUGUUUGCACGACCUCUGGUACUCAACGUACUCCUACAGUUUCAAUCCUAGUUUCGCCCCGCUGGAAGGGGACCGCGAGCACUAAUCUGCUACACACUGAAGCAACUCAGUCAAGUCCUAUGCGUAUGAUAUCCUCCGCUAUUGCGCUUCAAAUACGGCAGUCCUCUGGCUCAGACCUAUCAGACGUCACACGGGCAAUGUGGGAACUUAUUCCUAAAACAAAUGCUGCCGAGGCUUCUGUUGCGCUUCAGAGCAUUUUCAGCGAGGUCUUUCUUUUAUUGGACUCUCCGCUUGAAUUCGAUGUGAAUCAACCUUGGCUCAUGAGCUUAAUUGGAGUGCUCCUCAUGGCGUACCGAUGGAGCCCCUUCAAGGAGAUGCGUUCUCGGUGGGAAACAGCAUCUGAAAUAUGUCAGUUAUAUGCGGCGGUUCGUGCUCUCGACGAUUCACGCUCUGUAAACGAAGGAGUUCAGUACGACUUCACUCCUCAAGGUAUUUGGGAGUUGAUACAGCAGGUUCGAUGGGUAGUCGAACGAUGUGAAAGCCUUUUGCGCACGUUGGUCGAGUGGGAAGGCCGUCAAUUCUCAGAAGCUUGUGAUGGCAAUACACCCCUUGCCCUGGAGUUAUUUAAUCGGGCGGUCGGGCACUUGAACCGUCUCAAAGCGGCCACAAACAACAUUAGAAAGACAGAAAAUAAUCAAAUAGCGAUGUUCUCUCUCAGCAGCCUAGUAGAUGAUGCGGGGGUAGAUUUUGCUGCAUUUGCCACUGCUCUGCAAACUGCAAAGGAACUGGUUCGAAACCCAGGCAAGUCUCGCUUUCCAAUCUCUAUGAGCAGCGCAACUGAUGAUUUGGCAGACGUGGUAAAUCCCAAAGAGCAUUAUCGUCAAUCUCUGAUUGCUUUAAAACCCUCCGAAGCUUUAUUCCCAUUGCUUCGGAGGGUUGCUACCGAAUACACUAAACCGCAAGUCUUACACCGUAUCCGGUUAUUCAUACCUCCAGAUGACCUGCUUGUCUCACGUACCAUCGCCACCGCUGAAAUUUCUGCGGUGCCCAGCCCAGAGAUGGAUAUCAUCCGUAAAACAAAAAUCUCUCGUUUACCAGAAACUUUGGACUCGAGCACAAAGACCUGUGUCAGGUGUGGAGGAAGAACAGGUGUUGCUCCAUUAACUGAUAUUGGCAACGGAUGGCGAGUUUUUGAACACAUUUGGAGAAACCAUUGUGUAUGCGGUGGCUUGUGGUCUCUACGCUCUAGCGAAGAUCUGCUUGGUGCACGUAUUUAA